Molecule: messenger RNA, 866 nt
Organism: Calidris pugnax (ruff)
Lineage: Eukaryota; Metazoa; Chordata; Aves; Charadriiformes; Scolopacidae
Gene: TMEM203
Product: transmembrane protein 203
Exons: 1
Coding region: 103-513 (136 amino acids)
Biological process (GO): intracellular calcium ion homeostasis
Cellular component (GO): endoplasmic reticulum
Source: RefSeq, a predicted model, not a curated record
AGAGCGCGCCGCCGGGAGCCCCGCGGCGGGCUGAGGCGCCGGGGGUCGCCGCUGUCCCCCCCCCCCCGCGGCAGCGCCCAUGUCCCCGCGGCCGCCGGGACGAUGCUGUUCUCCCUGCGGGAGCUGGUGCAGUGGUUGGGCUUCGCCACCUUCGAGAUCUUCCUGCACGGCCUGGCGCUGCUCGUCUUCUCCGUGCUCCUCGUCCUGAAGGUGGACGGCCAGGCCUCGGCCCUCUCUUGGUGGGUCGUCUUCAUCCCCUUCUUCGCCGCCGACGGCCUCAGCACCUACUUCACCACCAUCGUGUCCGUGCGGCUCUUCCAGGACGGGGAGAAGCGGCUGGCCGUGCUGCGCCUCUUCUGGAUCCUCACCAUCCUCAGCCUCAAGUUUGUCUUCGAGAUGCUGCUGUGCCAGAAGCUGGUGGAGCACACCCGGGAGCUCUGGUACGGGCUCAUCAUGUCACCCGUCUUCAUCCUCCUCCAGCUGCUCAUGAUCCGAGCCUGCCGGGUGAACUGACGGCGAGGGAGCGGGCUCCGCAUCGCCGCCCUCGCCCCGGCUGGGGACGUGCCUGCCUCACCCGGGGGGGGACCUGGACUCACAGCGACGGCCAUUGGGCUUUUCCCCAUCGUUAUUUCCUUGCAGAGUGGGGGGUGGCAGGUUGCACAGGUCCGGUUCUGGGAGAGGAAGGGGCUGUCAUUAAGCAGGUGGCUGCGUUGUGUAGCACCCCGUUUCUUUGGAAGAUCCUUUUGUGCCGCAACCUUAUUUCAGUUCACUCAGCUUCUGGUGUUAGUCUGAAAGUAUCCUGCCCUGCAAGCACUGUUUGAUAUGCUGGCUAUUUUAUUUUAAAAUAAAAAUGCACAGAAGGAUUA